AUGUCGGCGCUGAGUGACGCCGAGUACCUGCGGCAAAUCUACCUGCAAAAUGUCGCAUCUGUAGCCUGUCUCAGUCGACGAACUGACAGGCCGCCCUGGAACGCAGCCGUCUACACGUAUGAGCUUGUCAUCACUAUAGAGCAGCAAGUGCGCUUCCUUGCACGCCGACGCUUCUCCGCCAUCGCCGUGCUGUACACAUCGAUGCAUCUCUCGACGAUGAUCUUCCUACUGGCCUGGCUUGUUGGCUGGGUCUUCCGGGACUGUCACAGCGUAUUCAUAGGUAAUCUGCUUGUACUUCUAGUGAACGCGGUUCUCCGCCUUGUCUUCGGAGUGAUAUCUGGUUUCCGUGUGUAUGCAAUCAACGGGCAGAAGCUGCUGCUUCCGUUAUUCAUUGCCGUGCUCUACGUCCCAGAUAUUGUAGAAUGGACGGCAUCGCGACAGACCUACACCAAGGAUCCAGUCAUAGGCUGUGUGAUCAACUAUAGCCUCUCGAAAGGCGUCGAGAAUAUAUGUAAGGCAGAUUGCAUCACGACGAUACUCAUUUCGCGCAUGUUCCUUAACCUGUCGAACAUACACUAUCCACCAAUGGGGCUGACGACAACGACUGCGACGCAGCAUCUCGCAGAUACUAUGCACUUUGGGUCGAGCGAGUGGCACACGAACGUGUUCUCGGCGGACGCGGCGUCCUCGUCUGACGUCGUGCACGAUGGUGAAAUAGACAUGACUGGGUACAUCCUGGAGCCGCGUGGGACGACGAGCGGCGGCACGAGCUACGAGAUUCUGGACCAAUUAGAGCAUGAAUAUCUACACAUCUCUCUGGAGAAACAGCAGGGAACUCGAUAUGCGGCCAGAAAUGAUAUUGGCACCAUAUAUAACACAUUCCGGGAUCAAACUCUUGCUCUCGCGCGUAGGCUGACUUCAGUUCGUCCCUUACGGCCUACUGAAGUCAGUGCAUACCUAUCCCGAGUUAUGAGCCCUACCGACGCUUACGAGAUCACGCUCGGCUCCAAUGAGUCGCCCGUCAGCCGCCUCCCCAAGCUCGCUGAGGAUGGAUCGAACUGGGUCUUGUUCAAGGCCCAGUUCAAGGCGACGGUGUCGUCCAAGGGCCUAUUGCGGUUCCUCGAAGGUCGCGACAAAAUACCUAUCGAACCGACAGCUCCAGGCGUCGAUUCAGAUGCUGACGAGAAG
Molecule: messenger RNA, 1188 nt
Organism: Postia placenta MAD-698-R-SB12
Lineage: Eukaryota; Fungi; Basidiomycota; Agaricomycetes; Polyporales; Adustoporiaceae
Exons: 11
Source: RefSeq, a predicted model, not a curated record